Suncus etruscus (white-toothed pygmy shrew) is the source of this 960-nucleotide messenger RNA. RefSeq names its product olfactory receptor 13F1-like. Gene Ontology annotation, biological process: G protein-coupled receptor signaling pathway. The coding region runs from base 1 to 960 and encodes 319 amino acids. Gene Ontology annotation, molecular function: G protein-coupled receptor activity; olfactory receptor activity. Lineage: Eukaryota; Metazoa; Chordata; Mammalia; Eulipotyphla; Soricidae. The record is from RefSeq and is a predicted model, not a curated record. The transcript has a single exon. Gene Ontology annotation, cellular component: membrane.
AUGCUCAAGAAAAACUCAACUGUCAUUUCAAAUUUUGUUUUCUUGGGAUUUUCUCAUUACCCCAAAGUUGAAAUCACAAUAUUUGUGCUGUGUUUAUUAAUGUACAUGAUCACUUUGCUGGGUAAUAUUAUUCUUAUCUCCAUCAGUAUCUUGGAUUCCCGUCUGCAUACACCUAUGUAUUUCUUUCUCAGCAACCUCUCCUUCCUGGACAUUUGGUAUACCUCUUCUGCUCUCACUCCAAUGCUGACAAACUUUGUUUCUGGAAAAAAUACCAUCUCAUUUUCAGGAUGUGCUGCUCAAAUGUACUUUUCUCUUGCAAUGGGCUCCACCGAGUGUGUGCUCCUGUCUAUGAUGGCGUAUGAUCGUUAUGUGGCUAUCUGCAACCCAUUGAGAUAUCCUAUCAUCAUGAACAAGAAAGUGUGUGUACAGAUUGCAGCUGGUUCCUGGGUAACAGGCUGCCUUACAGCCCUAGUAGAAACAAUGUCUGUACUGCAGCAGUCUCUUUGUGAGAAUAGCAUCAUCAAUCAUUUCACCUGUGAAAUUCUAGCUGUCUUGAAACUGGUUUGUGUGGAUACAUCUAUGGUACAGUUAAUCAUGCUGGUGAUUAGUGUUCUCCUUCUUCCCAUGCCCAUGCUUCUCAUCUGUAUCUCUUAUGCCUUCAUUCUUUCCAAUAUCUUGAGAAUCAGCACAGUCGAUGGUCGAAGCAAAGCCUUUUCAACAUGUGCAGCUCACCUGACUGUGGUGGUUUUGUUCUAUGGAACAGCUCUUUCUAUGUACCUGAAGCCCUCAGCUGUAGAUUCACAAGAAAUUGAUAAAUUUAUAGCUUUGGUAUAUGCUGGACUAACUCCCAUGUUGAAUCCUAUUAUCUACAGCCUUCGGAAUAAAGAGGUAAAAGCAGCAGUAAAAAAACUGAUGAUUAGAAACCCUCUUUGUGCUCUUCUAAUCACUAAUAGUGAUUAA